Hippocampus comes (tiger tail seahorse) is the source of this 4453-nucleotide messenger RNA. It is a transcript of the gene tead3a, whose product is annotated as TEA domain family member 3 a. Gene Ontology annotation, molecular function: DNA-binding transcription factor activity, RNA polymerase II-specific; RNA polymerase II cis-regulatory region sequence-specific DNA binding. NCBI's taxonomy places the organism in Eukaryota, Metazoa, Chordata, Actinopteri, Syngnathiformes, Syngnathidae. Gene Ontology annotation, biological process: hippo signaling; positive regulation of transcription by RNA polymerase II; embryonic organ development. Gene Ontology annotation, cellular component: transcription regulator complex. The transcript has 17 exons. The record is from RefSeq and is a predicted model, not a curated record. The coding region runs from base 1 to 1686 and encodes 561 amino acids.
AUGUAUGGAGACAACUAUGGUGUGGCUGGAGCCGUCAUCAUUGCGUCGGAGUGGAGUUGCCGUAGCAGCCCUGACGGGGCGCAGGAGGAGGGCGGUGGCGAUGGAGAUGGACUUGGUGACGGGGCAGACCGGGGCUUGGACGGCGACCCUGAAGGGGUGUGGAGUCCUGACAUCGAGCAGAGCUUUCAGGAAGCUCUGGCCAUCUACCCUCCUUGCGGCAGGAGGAAGAUUAUACUUUCAGAUGAGGGCAAGAUGUAUGGUCGAAAUGAGCUAAUAGCUCGCUAUAUUAAGCUACGGACAGGAAAGACACGCACACGCAAACAGGUGUCUAGUCACAUUCAGGUUCUGGCCCGCAAGAGGGUGCGUGAAUACCAGGCGAGCAUCAAGGUCUCUAGUCACCUGCAGGUCUUGGCCAAACGAAAGUCUCGUGAGAUUCACUCAAAGCUGAAGGCCAUGAACUUGGACCAGGUUUCCAAAGACAAAGCACUACAGACAGUGGCCAACCUUUCAUCAGCUCAGAUUGUGUCUGCAAGUGUGAUGAAAAGCCAAGCUUCUUUCCCUCCACCAGUCAGGUUUUGGCCGGGCCAUGUGCCAGGACAGCCUGGACAUUCUCAGGACAUCAAGCCCUUUGCACAGCCCCCAUACACAACACUAGCAGCUCCUGUUCCUGCACCCAUCAUGAUAACGCUUUGGAAUGUUGAGUUUGUAUGUCUGGAUUUGUCCAGUUGGAACAACAACGAUUUUAUUCAUGUUCAGGACCAGGUUUCCAAAGACAAAGCACUACAGACAGUGGCCAACCUUUCAUCAGCUCAGAUUGUGUCUGCAAGUGUGAUGAAAAGCCAAGCUUCUUUCCCUCCACCAGUCAGGUUUUGGCCGGGCCAUGUGCCAGGACAGCCUGGACAUUCUCAGGACAUCAAGCCCUUUGCACAGCCCCCAUACACAACACUAGCAGCUCCUGUUCCUGCACCCAUCAGCUAUGAGUCCCUAGCUCCCCCUCGCCCGGCAGCAAUCGCAGCGCCUGUGUGGCAGGACAGAACCAUCGCCUCAGCAAAACUACGGCUUCUGGAGUACUCUGCUUUUAUGGAGACUCAGAAAGACAGAGAGAUGUAUAAGCAUCUGUUUGUGCAUAUUGGCCCAUCCAACCCCAGCUACAGUGACCCGGUGCUGGAGUCCAUAGACGUCAGACAGAUUUAUGACAAGUUCUCCGAGAAGAAAGGAGGUCUCAAAGAGCUGUAUGAGAACGGGCCCCACAAUGCUUUCUUUCUUGUCAAGUUCUGGGCAGAUCUGAACAGUGAUCUUGAGGAAGGUUCCAGUGCAUUCUACGGUGUGAGUAGCCAGUACAGUGGAACGGAGAAUAUCACGAUCAGCGUCUCAACAAAGGUCUGCUCCUUUGGCAAGCAAGUGGUGGAGAAAGUCGAGACAGAGUACGCGCACUCAGAGGGAGGAAAACACGUGUUCCGUAUCCAUCGCUCUCCUAUGUGUGAAUAUAUGAUCAACUUCAUCCACAAACUCAAACAUCUACCAGAGAAAUAUAUGAUGAAUAGCGUGUUGGAGAACUUCACUAUACUACAGGUGGUGUCCAACAGAGAAACUCAGGAGACUCUGUUGUGUAUCGCGUUUGUGUUUGAAGUGUCCACCAGUGAACACGGAGCACAGUACCACGUUUACCGACUAGUUAACGAUUAGCACGUAUCAGACACGCAAAGACUGUCCAUGACUAUCUGACCUACAGUCAGUCAUUUCCAGCCCUCUCAUUCAGAUUGACACCAACACACAAACCACGUAUGCCUUACCAUCAUGGCCCCAUCCCGAUAUUUGAAACACUAAAGUGGGACACACGUGUCAUGUUUUCGAGAGUGUAAAUAAUCCAUCCGUGUUCUGUUGCCGAAGUAUAACAUGCCUCCAAAGGAAAAGCUCUGAAGCAUUUGAAUUGUUUAACAGUGAGUUUGUCUCAGUGUGGUGAUGCAUAAGAGGUCAGCCCCAUCAUUCCCAGCGAAAUCAAUGUAUCAUUGACAGCAGUGACUUUGAAUAUACAGUAAAUAAGUACACAGCACAGUUCAUAUAUUUUAAGAGGGGGAGUAGAAAUAGUUGUGAUAAUGAGGUUGCACAAGUGUGCGCACCCUCUUAAACUGGGAUUUGGCAGUGUUCACAAUUACGCAAUCACAUUCAGACUUGUCAAAUGGGAGUCAGCACACAUCUGCAACCAUGUUGACUGCUUCUCAUGACCCCAAAUAAAGUUCAGAUAUUCUAGUAGGCUUUUCCUGACAUUUGUUUGCUUUCAUGCAGAUAGCCUGAUGGAUUUGUGCUAACACUGACUGGUGUUUUUAAAGUGUUCAUAAUUAAAACAAAAUCAGCCCCAAAGUUGCCAGUAUCAUGUGUGACUGUAACUAUGGUUUUCCUUUGGUUACAAUCAGUGUUGCUUGCUCCAAACAACUUGAGGAAUUUUAGCCAAUUUUGAAUUUACUGGACCAUAACAAAUUUUCCCCUCAUGAGCGUGAUUGUUUUGGGAUGUAGCUGGGCUUGAAUAAAGCUUGGAUUUUGCCAACCUUCCCCAUUACCCUGACAUAUGAGGAAGACGGGAUACUGAGAAUUUAUUGGACUGCCAGUACUUGCCAGUAAUUCUUGCAGUUCCUUCAAUGUUGCUGUUGGCUUCUUGGCAGCCCCCAUGACCAGUUUUCUUCUUGUCUUUUCAACAAUUUGGAUGAAUGUGCAGUUCUUGGUACUGGAACCGGUGUGGCAAAUGUUCUCCACUUGAUGAUGACUGUUUGUUGUGUUCCACGGCAUAGUGAAUUCCUCGGAAUGUACGAUACACCCAUCUUUUGACUUUCUACCUUUUGAACAAUGAGAUCACACUGAUGCAGUGGGAACGCUCAACAGACCAUACCUCAUGCCUUCAAAAAUGUCAGGAUAAAGCCGAGGAGAACAUCUGAAUUUUAUAUGGGGUUAAUCAGAGGCACAUUCUGUGGCAGGUGUGGUGCUAACUCUUAACAGGUGUUUGAAUGUUUGGGCUAUUAUGAACACAGCCACAUCCCUAGUUAUUCGGGUGUGCACGCUUGACACAAUAACCACAUUAUCUCAUUUGUUCAUUUUUGCUUCUCAAAUACUUAAUUUAUUCAAUCCACACUACAGAAGAAAAAAGAAUGGGAUUAGACACUCGUCACAAGAUCCAGUUGAAUUUAAUGUUCUCUCUUUUCCAAUUUCUUUGAACUCCCUCAGUUAUAAGAUGUCCAUUUCAAGGCGUUCUGUACAUCAUUCAAGGUACAAAGUAGACCGAGGCAGAAAUGUAAGACUUUUCGCUCAAUUCUCUUGUGACUCUUGUUUGAUUUCAAUUUGAGUUUUCAGGUUAUAGUUUACGUUAAUGGUGUAAAAAGUUUGAAAUAAUUUGUCAGAAAUUGUUGUUGUUGUUUUUAAACUGUAUAUCACAAAAACCUGUCAUUUGCACAGGGGUGUGUAGGCUAAUAUCCACUAUACAAUGAUUUUGGAUUUUCUAUUUCAUCACUGAUAUCCUAUCUAUCACAAUAACCGUAUUCAGCUGUCCUGUGUCGAAUGACAUUUUCUGAGUCAGUCAAAUCAACACAAGUUCCAAUGACAACACAUGAACAGAUGGGAAAACAUAUCUUGAAUGAAACAAAGUGUGAAAAGUUGUUUUGCUUCGCAGUUGAGUGGGAGUAAGAAAAGAUCAAAUCUUCAGUAAGCAAGCGUUAAUGAUCGCUUCAGUCAUUGCCAACAAACGAAGUCACACAAAGGCGUCGGCGUUCUGAAAGGAAGAUAAAUUCCCUGGACUGUUUAGUUGCCUUUGCUGCAUAUUUCUACCUCUGUGUGAGUUGGGAUUCAAAAUGUUGCUUUCAUAAAGCCCUGACCUGAGGAGCACUGACGUAUAGGACGUGUGCACACUACAUUUUUAAUGGUACGUUUUAUAAGCCAAAAUUAGCUCAUUAUACUCUUUUUAUUUUUGUUUUUGUAAAAGCAAAUGUUUUUACCAGUACAGCUAGCGCUAGUAUUUUAUUUUUUAAUUUUUGGCCAGCAUGCGGUCCAUGCUGCUGUCACCCGCAGGUCACUGGGGUUAAGUCCUCCGAACUGACACUUGUUUUGCUCUGUGGAAUGUUUUUGACUCUGUACAUUUAACCAUAACUAAGCAACACCUGUUAGUCGUCUUGUCAUACCCUCAUCUACCAGCAAGAUUAUCAAUCAUGUGGAUGAUGACAAGAAUGUGUUUUGGUUUUGUUGUAGUUGUUGUUUUUUGUUUUUGUUUCCCCCCCAUCAUGAAAGUUUGAGCCGACACGUUCACUUGUAUCGCAUUCACUGUGUGGAACCACGUUCUGCAGUUUUUUGUUUUGUUUUGGGGGGGGGGGUUGCGCAUAUUCCUUCUGUCGGUGUAUUCACAUCUGCUCAGUACGUUGAAUGUGUGCCUUUUAGGCUAUGCCAAUAAAAUCACUCACGGUGUUUGCAGGAC